This is a messenger RNA of Oryctolagus cuniculus (rabbit), 1318 nucleotides long. Its product is annotated as C-type lectin domain family 4 member E. The record is from RefSeq and is a predicted model, not a curated record. Lineage: Eukaryota; Metazoa; Chordata; Mammalia; Lagomorpha; Leporidae.
AGAAAAGAACUGAAAUGUUGCUCAGUAUACUCCCUUGUCUUCCUUGUGCAAGAAAGGAAAUCCUGACUUGAAGGCACAGCCACGGGACAAGUUAAUAUUCUUAUGUCUCUUGGACUUGGACCUAAAAACAGAUUAAUUGUUCACCUUUCCAGAUUCAUUUUUUCUGAAUCUUACCAACACAACACUCCUGGACUCAGGAACUGGAAAUAGAGGGAGAGAAAUAAUGGACUCAUCCAAAUCAUUUGUACUGAAGUGCGCAGAGAGGGGAUGCUUCUCUUCUCAAGCGUUCUUUCGGACUGUUGCUGCCAUCUCCAUUCUCCUUCUAAGUGGCUGUUUUAUCAUCAGAUGUGUGGUGACUUACCAUGUUUUCCUCACCUGUGACACGAGAAGGAUCCAGCCACAUGAAAACAUCACACAGCUGUCCUGCUACAGUGAUGGAUUAGGUUCAGUCAAGAAUUGCUGUCCAUUGAACUGGAAAUAUUUUCAGUCCAGCUGCUACUUCUUUUCUACUGACACCAUGUCCUGGAUAUCAAGCUCAAAAAGCUGCUCAAAUGUGGGCGCCCAUCUGGUGGUCAUCAACACACAGGAGGAGCAGGAAUUCCUUGCCCAUGCAAAACCUAGAAAGAAAGAGUUUUUCAUUGGGCUGACGGACCAGGUGAUCGAGGGUCAGUGGAAAUGGGUAGACGGCACACCUUUUAUGGAAUCGCUGAGCUUCUGGGAUGAAGGUGAACCCAACAACAUAGUCACCCUGGAGGAUUGUGCCACCAUAAGGGAUUCUGCAAAUCCAAAGAAAAACUGGAAUGAUGUACCAUGUUUCUUCAAUAUGCUUCGUAUUUGUGAAAUGCCACAAAUAAAUAAUUUGAACAAAGGAAAUCUCUAAGAACAGGAGGCACAUCUUAAAUGUGGAGCAGUAAGAACAUGACUGCAUCCACGACCCCAAAACUUGGAAAUACACAGUGCACUUGAUAAGGACUUCAUAAUUAUUUGUUACUCUGGGGGUCUUUAUUGUAGAGUAGCUGGUAAAGCCACCUCUUGUGACAUUGGCGCCAUAUGCAUAAUAGUUCAUGUCCCAGCUGCUCCACUUCCAGUCCAGCUCUCUGCUAAUGACCUGGGAAAAACAACGGAAGAUGAUUCAAAUGCUUGAGCUCCUUGCCCCAAGGUGGGAGACCAGGAAGAAACUCCUGGAUCCUGGCUUCAGUCUGACCCAGAUCUGUCCAUUGCCACUAUCUGGGGAAGAAACCAGCUGAUGGAGGAUCUCUCCCCCUGCCCAUAACUCUAACUUUCAAAUAAAUAAAUAAGUACAUCUUUUAAAAAUAAA